Molecule: messenger RNA, 846 nt
Organism: Spodoptera littoralis (African cotton leafworm)
Lineage: Eukaryota; Metazoa; Arthropoda; Insecta; Lepidoptera; Noctuidae
Source: the annotation of a GenBank genome assembly
AAAUAAUGAUAAAUAAAUCUUUCAGGGAUCGGGGCUCUAAAUGAGUUCGACUUCUCUCUGACACCUCUUCUAACAUGUUCCGGUUUCUUCAUAAUGUACUUGGUGGAAGAACUGGUCCACACGUACAUUCACUACCGAGAGAGGAAGAACGGCCAGGUGGCGCCACUAGUCAGGAACUUGAGUGUUCGUCAGAGCCGCAGCGGAGUCAGCAAUGGAGAGAAGAGCGUUAACAAUUCGACUGCAGACCUUGUUGAGCCAAAAAAGGACAUUGAAAGCCAUCAUCACCACCACAAUGGACAUGGACACUCACACCACCACAGCCAUAUGCCAAUGAACGUGGGUGAUGACGUAACUGCUGCUCUAAGAGGAUUACUCAUUGUGCUUGCUCUGUCUAUCCACGAACUGUUCGAGGGUUUGGCAGUCGGUCUAGAAUCCAGCACUUCUCACGUCUGGUAUAUGUUAGGAGCUGUUUCAGCCCAUAAGCUCGUCAUUGCCUUCUGCAUUGGUGUGGAACUGAUCGCUACACGUACCAAGACUGUGCUGAUGAUAGUGUACAUCACAACUUUCGCCAUUGUUUCGCCCUUGGGUAUCGGAAUUGGUUUGCUGUUAGUGGGAGGUGAAGGUGCUACUGCUGCCGGUAUCUCGUCUGUGGUUCUCCAGGGUCUGGCAUCAGGAACUCUGCUCUACGUUAUCUUCUUUGAAAUCUGGAAAGGCGACAGAUCCGGCAUCUUGCAGUUCAUCGCUUCCAUAGUCGGGUUCUUCAUCAUGUUCGGUCUACAGUUGUUAACUGGUCACUCACACUCACACUCCCACGGCGACCAUGGUCACAGCCACAACAGGAAAUAA